UAUUCAUUUCAUUUUACGUAUAAAAUACAAACUUUCAUUCCGGUAAUUAUAUGUACAUGUAUGAAGGGAAUAUUUAAUGCUUAUAUUUUUAAUAAUUAAACAAAAGAUUUUAUUAAAUUUUUUUUAAAAAAUGUCAAUAAGACGUGGUGCUUUAAUAGUUUUAGAAGGAUGUGAUAGAGCAGGAAAAUCUACUCAGGCGAAAAUGUUAAUAACUGCUUUAAAUAACCUUAAUAUUCCUGUUGAAUUGCAUAGCUUUCCUAAUAGAACAACUACAAUUGGAGAAAUAAUAAAUAAUUUUUUGACUAAAAAAACGGAACUUCCUCCUGAAACAAUACAUUUGUUGUUUUCUGCAAAUCGAUGGGAAUGCAAAGAUGAAAUUUUGAAAACUUUAUAUAAAGGAACUACUCUUAUUAUUGAUAGAUACGCUGCUUCUGGUGCUGCUUAUACAGCAGCUACAACUGGCAAAAAUUUAAAUUGGUGCAGAGAACCUGAUAGUGGACUGCCUUCUCCAGAUUUAGUUAUUUAUCUUUCAAUUUCCAAAAAAUCUCAAAGUUUACGUAGUAAUUGGGGAGAUGAACGUUUUGAAAAUGUUGAAUUUCAAGAACUUGUUGCUUCUAAUUAUGAAAAAUUAAUAGAUAAAACAUGGUAUGUAAUUAAUGCAGAUGAUGAUAAAUCAGUAAUACAUUCUCAAAUAUUAGAAAAGGUAAUAGAUACUAUAAAGAAUGUUAAACAUUCACCUAUAGAAAAAUUAUAUGAGUCUGAUAAAAAUAGUUAGAAUCAAAUAUAAGAAAACUCUAACUCUAAUAUCUUUAAUUUAUUUUAAAUUAAUUAUUUUA
Molecule: messenger RNA, 836 nt
Organism: Apis mellifera (honey bee)
Lineage: Eukaryota; Metazoa; Arthropoda; Insecta; Hymenoptera; Apidae
Product: thymidylate kinase
Exons: 3
Coding region: 131-775 (214 amino acids)
Biological process (GO): dUDP biosynthetic process; dTTP biosynthetic process; dTDP biosynthetic process
Cellular component (GO): cytosol; nucleus; cytoplasm
Molecular function (GO): dTMP kinase activity; ATP binding
Source: RefSeq, a predicted model, not a curated record